Messenger RNA from Drosophila sulfurigaster albostrigata, 2061 nucleotides. RefSeq names its product putative inorganic phosphate cotransporter. Gene Ontology annotation, molecular function: transmembrane transporter activity. Bases 380 to 1876 code for a protein of 498 amino acids. The record is from RefSeq and is a predicted model, not a curated record. Lineage: Eukaryota; Metazoa; Arthropoda; Insecta; Diptera; Drosophilidae. Gene Ontology annotation, biological process: monoatomic anion transport; transmembrane transport. Gene Ontology annotation, cellular component: plasma membrane. The transcript is spliced from 4 exons.
AACAAAGCGCAGUUGAACAAAACGCCAGUGAAAAGCGAACGCGCUAAACGAUUAAACGGAAAACGGGGCAACAAAAUAUAAAAAAAUAGAACGAAACCAAAUAAAACAACAAACGAGAAACUACUACUAAAAUUUGAUAUUUAUAGAAAAACUGUUGUGCGAACCGAUUUCGAAAAAAAAAACAAAUUAGAAAUAAAAAUAUAUAAAAAAAAACGAGCACGCAUUCUGAAGGAGAGUCCAAAGUUCAGUUGGAUAUUGGACCAAACACAUAAUAAAUUAUGAGCACGGGUUAACUACAAAUUAACAAGACUAGAGCAAAUCAACUAAAGAAUUCAGCAAAUUUAUUGUCAAGGACAAAUCAGUACAGAAAGAGGACGAGAUGGAGAAAGAAAGGGAGGAGACGAAGUCUAUGAACAACACGGAUGUCGAUGCUGAUAUGGAUGUGAAGCCAGAGCAAGUGCCACGCCUUGGCCUGCGUCACCUGCAGGCGUUGCUGCUUUUUCUGGGCCUGGUCGUAACCACGAUACUGCAAUUCAAUGUGGGCGUGGCUGUGGUUGCCAUGACAAAUGCCACAUCCUCUGAUCCUGAGAUACCCCACUACAACUGGACGGAACCACAGAAAUCGUACAUCCUCUCGAGCUUCUAUUGGGGUUCCGCAUUGACGCAAUUUCCCGGCGGUUACCUCUGCAAGCGAUUCGGGGCCAAGCUCGUGCUCUUCUGGGGCGUCAUCGGCUCGGCACUGCUGACCUUGUGGACACCCCAAAGCAUUUACGUGGCCAGCUGGCGAGCAUAUUGUGGCAUCCGGUUUGUGCAGGGUCUGUGCCAGGGCGUCACAUGGCCCUGCAUCCAUCAGCAUCUGGCCAAUUGGGCACCGGCCGUGGAGCGAACACGUCUUGGGGCCUUUGCCUACACCGGCUUCGAUUGGGGCAAUGUGAUGGCCAUGUACGGAGCGGGGAUGUUGGCCAGCUCCGGCUGGGGUUGGCCAGGGAUCAGUUACGUAUCCGGUGGCAUGGCAUUGACCUGGUGUCUGCUCUGGCUGAUCUUUGGCGCCAAUCGAGCGAACGAGGCGCCGUGCAUAGGCGAGGCGGAGAAGCUCUACAUCAUCGGGGACAAUCAACGAUGUGCUCGGCGAGAACGUCGCCUGGCAAUUCCAUGGCGAGGCAUCUUCACAUCGCCGCCCUUCUAUGCGCUGCUCUGUGCCCGCUGUGCGGACACUUGGGGCUUGGCCACCAUGCAGACGGAGUUGCCGGCUUAUUUGAGCGGGGUUCUGGGACUGGAGAUGCAGAAGAAUGCUUUGUUCUCGGCGCUGCCUUUUCUGCUGAUGUGGGGCAUGUGUUAUGUGUAUCUGUUGAUUGCGGACUUGUUGCUGCGACGCCGUUGCCUCAGCCUGACAGCGCUCCGCAAGACGUACAACAGCAUUGCACUCUGGACACCGGCAGCCAUCAUGUUGGCCUUGGGCUUUGUGGACAAGACACAAAAGCCUCUGGCUUUGGCCCUGGUCACUCUCAGUGUGGGCGUCAGCAGUGCGGCGACAAUUGGCAGCGAACUGAACACAAUUGAUCUAUCGCCGGUGCAUGCGAGCAUUCUCUCGGGGAUUCUGUGCACCUUCACCAAUGUGGUGGCCAUGCUGACGCCGCUGGUGGUCGGCGUUUUGGUCACAGAUCAAACGGAGCGCAGCGAGUGGCAAGUUGUGUUCACCAUUGUGGCCACUGUGCUCUUUGGUGGCAAUGUGGUCUAUCUCAUUUGGGGCACGGCGGAGACGCAGCCAUGGAAUGACAGCGAAUCGAGGCGGGAAUCGUUGGACUUUGAGGAUGCCAAACUAGAGAUUGAUGGCCAUGCGAAUGCCAAUACGAAUGCAAAUAAAAUACUUAAUUAAAUUUGUAUAUGUGUGUUCGAUUUAACUUAAUAUACAUUAGUUUAUAAUGUGAGUUAGGUCAGAUUUAUCAUAUAGUUAACGCUGCGAAGAACUGAAUGCCAAAUAACAACUUAUUCAACUUUUUUGAUUGCAUUUUUUGCAAUUCUUUUUUUACUUCUCUAACACCUUUUGUUGCUCAAGUUAUG